Naegleria lovaniensis is the source of this 1344-nucleotide messenger RNA. RefSeq lists its product as uncharacterized. The record is from RefSeq and is a predicted model, not a curated record. The transcript is spliced from 2 exons. Lineage: Eukaryota; Heterolobosea; Eutetramitea; Acrasida; Naegleriidae. Bases 1 to 1344 code for a protein of 447 amino acids.
AUGAUGUCUCAAGUUCAUCACGAGGUGAUCAUUAAUAAUUUCAAAUACGAUGAAAAUUCUAGCUCACCGAGUAUUCAUUGGAGAGAGCCUGUAUUUGAAUAUCGUUAUGGAUUAUUUCCUUUCUCAAAGGAUGAACUCUUGCUUCAUAUCCGAAAAGAAAUAACGAAUAUCAAUCAUCAAAGUACGGCAGAGAAAAUUUAUUAUUCUGAUGAAAAUGUGAGAGGAAUUUAUAUGUUUGGCUCUAGGGUUUCGAAAACAAAUGUCAAUGAUUCUGAUUUUGACAUGCUACUAAUAGUUGACGAGUUGCAUUCAGAGAUGGCUAAAGAAGGAGGCUAUUCAAGUAACAUGCAAUACAUGCUACACUCAUCAAUUGAAUGUGAGGUGAAAAACAAAAGCAGUGGUGUCAAUGUUGUGGAGAAGUUUGAAAUUGAAGUGCAUUUGAUGAGUACAUAUUUCUUUGUGGAAUAUGUCUAUUCAGAACUUCCAAUAUUCAUGUUGAGCGCCCAACAACCAAACGCCGAUUAUGUUCUGUAUGAAUGUGCGAGAAUGAAACUAUGGAGACAACACUGGAAUCAAUGGUUUCUGAGGAUUGCGAGAGCAAAAAAUUCUUUCUUGCACGAAUUGAAGUAUUGUUUCAACAAAUCAUCUCGAUUUUGGAACGGCUUGAAAAAUGGAAUUUUCACAACGGAUCAUGGAAGAAAGAGCGCCUUAAAAAAGGUGAAAAAGAAUUUAGCUCAUGGUAUAAGGUACUGCAAAUUUGCAUAUCAAAUAGUUUUUGGAGGGUGUAUUUAUGAUUACAAAGAGACAAACAAAGUGUAUGAUGAUAUUGUUUUUAACACUGACCAUUACAAAACCUGGGAAGAAUACAAAAUCCAUGCAGAGCAGCAUUACAACAAGUGGAAUAUAGAAUUCAAGGAUGAUUUGAAAAAUGUUGUUAAAGAUGCUUUGGAGAAUAUGAAAAAAAUUAGCCCAAAACCUGGAUCAUUAACUAUUGUUGAAUUUUUAAAUCGCUACUUGGCUUGCUUUAAAGUGAAUGGAACGUUUAUUGACACCAACAAUAACGUGAUUCUUCGCCAUACUUUCGAUAAGAAUUAUUCAUUUCAAUAUUGCCACGGUCCUUUCUCUCUAAUGCGACUCUUUGCCAUCAAUGUAACGCCAAUUGAUUGGCAUGACAAUCCUAAUAAGGCUAAACUAUUCAAGCUGAACAUGGACUGGAAGUACAUCAACUUGGAACUCGCUUCGGUAUUUUAUGAAGUGUCAUCCUAUUUAGAGUGUAAUGGAACCAUUGUUGGAAUUACUAACAAAGAUGGAGGUCAUGAACAAUGCAUACAAGUUGAAUAUUAA